Molecule: messenger RNA, 1102 nt
Organism: Pseudonaja textilis
Lineage: Eukaryota; Metazoa; Chordata; Lepidosauria; Squamata; Elapidae
Gene: TMED5
Product: transmembrane p24 trafficking protein 5
Source: RefSeq, a predicted model, not a curated record
UCCCUGCGUGUCCUAACCCUGCACGUCCCGACGUGUGAGACCAGCCCUCGUUAGAGGUGGCGCGAGUUGCGAUCUGCGGCUUGUGGUUCCCCUCGCUUGCGGAACUUUUUGAGGAUGAGGACGGCGACCGGGCAGCGCGUGCUGGUCUCCGUCCCGUUGCUGCUGCUGCUGCUGCUGCUGCUCCUUCCCCCACCGCCUAGAGUUUUGGGGUUCGUUGCUUCUUUAGACAGCGACUUCACGUUCACGUUACCCGCCGGCCGGAAGGAGUGCUUCUUCCAGACCAUGAAGAAGGAGGCCACGUUGGAGAUCGAGUUCCAGGUACUAGACGGAGCAGGUUUAGAUGUGGAUUUUCACCUCGUUUCACCAAAACAUGAAACCCUAGUUUUUGAACAGAGAAAAUCAGAUGGUGUCCACACAGUGGAGACAGAGGAAGGUGAUUACAUGUUCUGCUUUGACAACACAUUUAGCACCCUAUCAGAGAAAGUGAUUUUCUUUGAACUGAUCUUAGAUAACAUGGGAGAAGAAGAAGAUGAUUGGGAAAAAUAUGCAACUGGAACAGAGCUUCUGGAUACGAAGUUAGAAGAUAUUCUGGAAUCUGUUAACAGUGUGAAGGCUCGGCUUGGCAAAAGCAUUCAGAUUCAAAACCUGCUCAAAGCAUUUGAAGCUCGUGAUAGAAAUAUACAAGAAAGCAAUUAUGACAGGGUAAACUUCUGGUCCAUAGUCAACCUGGCAGUAAUGAUUAUAGUGUCAGCUGUUCAGGUGUACAUGUUGAGGAAUCUUUUUGAAGAUAAAAGGAAAACUAGAACUUAACACAAGAGGGUUUCAUUUAAAGCAAUAAAUAAGGGAAUUUGCAAUACAAUGAUUAAGAAAAAGAGAUGGCUAUUAUUUCUCAGUUGUUUGAAAUGGAUAAUAACCUUCACAUAGGAUUUUUUAAAAUUGUGAAGAGUGGCUUUUCUCUAACUUGGUGCAUAAUUUGUCUCCGAUGCCAUUUGUCUUGCACAGAAUACUGGAGCAAUGCCAGAUUUUUAACAUUUGUAAUUAUAUGUCUAUACUUUUUGCCUAGCUUUUUUUAAAAAAGUAAAUGAUUUGUUUCAUAACCUUA